AUGGAGUCGCGUUUGUCCGGAACGAGCAGCAUGAAGAGCAUGAAGAUUUCGAUGGAGAGUGAAAGGAUGUUUGCCGAUAUCGAAGAUGAAAUGCAAGCUCAGUCUCCUUCGAGGGAAGUCCGUCGCUCAUCCUCGCGCAUAAUGUCCCCAAGCAAUUCCAACACGUCUGUCUCCAACGGUAACCGUUUGAGUGUCAAGGAUCAACUGUAUUCACUCGAGUGCAAGGUACAGUCCCAUGAAGACACGAUUCAGAAGCUCAUGUCGAUUCACCAGGCAGACAAGACAUUGCUCUUGACCAAGAUCGAGGAAAUCACGGAGCGCACCAGUGAGGAGCUCCACAAGCUUCGCAUUGACUACCAGAAGAAGCUUAACACCGCUAGCGAGGAGAUUGAGCGCCUCAACAAGUGUCUGAACGUCCAACGUGGCCAUAUCACCACGUUGCAGGAACAGUGCCAGUCCCUGCACAAACAUGUCGUGCAGGUCGACGACGACGUCACCAAGCUUGCCACUGAGGUGCUAGGAGAGUAA
This is a messenger RNA of Phytophthora nicotianae INRA-310, 528 nucleotides long. RefSeq lists its product as hypothetical. NCBI's taxonomy places the organism in Eukaryota, Oomycota, Peronosporomycetes, Peronosporales, Peronosporaceae. Bases 1 to 528 code for a protein of 175 amino acids. The record is from RefSeq and is a predicted model, not a curated record. The transcript has a single exon.